Galleria mellonella (greater wax moth) is the source of this 1469-nucleotide messenger RNA. RefSeq names its product UDP-glycosyltransferase UGT5-like. Gene Ontology annotation, molecular function: UDP-glycosyltransferase activity. The record is from RefSeq and is a predicted model, not a curated record. Bases 199 to 1272 code for a protein of 357 amino acids. The transcript has 3 exons. NCBI's taxonomy places the organism in Eukaryota, Metazoa, Arthropoda, Insecta, Lepidoptera, Pyralidae.
AAGCUAAAGCGUAGUGUUUUAAGGUUACUUUACAUUAAUCUUUGUCAUUUCAGUGUCAAUAAGUUUACAUGAAUGCAUGCAUGUUUACACACAUUGGUAGAUGUAAUAUAUUUGUAAUAUUUAGGGAGACACUUGUUAUUUCUCAGUCGACGAUGAAACAUCGUUUAAAUUGCGCAUAGAUAAAAGUAAUUCCCAAACAUGAAGUCGGAAUUCUUUAUAGUCAUAUAUUUGUUAAUAAUUUUAACAAGUUCUGAAGCAGCUAAAAUUCUAGCUGUAUUACCAACUCCAUCAAUCAGCCAUCAAGUAGUGUUCCGUCCUUUUGUGCUUGAACUAGUGGCGCGUGGCCACGAAGUGACUGUUAUCACUCCAGACCCCGCAUAUCCUGCAGGAGGGGGGCCGACGAAUUUAAUUGAAAUUGAUAUAAAUGAAAUUUAUCAAGAUUUCGAAAUAGAAAAACAUCCUGCAGUUAAUGAAUAUGCAGCUAUAAGAAUAGCUAUCAAGAAAGGCAUACUCAAUGUAACCAAAGCAUUUAACAAACAAUUGAAUACAGAUAUUUUAAAGAAAUUUAUACUAGACAGAAAUAUUGAAUUCGAUUUAUUGAUAAUAGAAGCGUGGUUGCGACCAACUUUAGCAUUUUCUUAUAGAUUCAAUGUACCAGUAAUAAGGUUUGGCAGCGUGGGCUCCUUCCUUUCCGAAUACAAUGAUAUGCUUGGCUUCGGUCAUCCAUUGUUUCAUCCAACUAAUUUGUGUUCCCGUUGUCCUAACAUAGAAAAUCUUACAUUCCUGGAGAAGAUUUAUGAAAUAUAUAAUUAUGUUUAUAUAAAUACCUUGUAUUAUUCAAAAGAAGAGGAAGAAACUGAGACAUUAAGAGCAAUUUUCGGGCCCGAAAUGCCAGCACUGAGUGAGUUGAGCAAUAAUAUAGACUUAUAUAUUAGUAACAUUUACCGUACUUGGGAAUUGAAUCGUCCGAUGCCGUUAAGUGUCAUUCAGGUUGGUGGGAUACAUCUCAAAACUGAAUGCAUGCUCCCAGAGGAUCUGCAGAAUUAUUUAGAUUCCUCAAUGAAUGGAGUGGUGUAUAUAAGCUUCGGUACCAAUAUGAAGACAUCUUGGCUGGAUCCGGAGAAAUUAGGGAUGAUGGUCAACGUUUUGUCUCAAAUACCUAUGGAUGUAUUGUGGAAAUGGGAUGAAGACGAAUUACCUGGACGCACGGAGAACAUCAGGAUAUCCAAGUGGCUGCCGCAAGAAUGCCUUCUGAGACACCCAAAAAUUUAACUGUUCAUCACCCAGGGUGGGUUACAGUCGACGGAGGAGGCUAUGGCGGCAGGCGUACCACUUGUGGGCAUCCCAAUAAUUGCUGAUCAAUUUGCGAAUGUGCAGAAUUACGUUCGUCACCGCAUAGGAGUAAAGCUUACGUGGAACGACUUCACUGAAGAAGGCUUUAGAGACGCAAUACACUCUGUAUGGAAAGA